UUUGAAAAAGAUUUAUAAACUUAAUCCAUUUAUUAGAGUAUGUCCAGGAGUAGUAAAUUCUUACAAUGGAUCAACUUUAGGGUGAGGGUUACCGUCCAAGAUAACCGCAUGAUCGUUGGUACAUUCCUAGCCUUUGAUAAGCACAUGAACUUGGUCCUUUCUGACUCUGAAGAAUAUCGAACUAUUAAGGCAAAGAAAGCCGGACACCCUCCCAAAGAGAUAAGAAGAGUCCUGGGUCUCGUGUUACUUAGAGGAGACAGUAUCAUACAUAUGUCUGCAGAAGCCCAACCCUCACAGACUUCAAAGAGAAUCGGAGAUGGUGAAGGAAAAGGAAAAGCAGCACCUGCAAGCAGAGGUGUGUCUAUAGCUCCUGUGGGACAAGCUCCAGCUGGAUUGGCAGGCCCAGGAAGAGGAGUAGGAGCUCCAGGAAUGUCUCAUAUGUUGCCAACAGGGAAGGCAGUGACAUCUGCUCCUACUCAUGCACCUCCCCCAGGAAUGGGAGGUCCACCAAUGGGUCCUCCUCCAGGUAUGGGAGGACCUCCAAUGGGUGCGCCACCUGGUAUGGGCGGGCCUCCAAUGGCUCCACCUCCAGGUAUCAGACCUUCAAUGCCUCCAGGCCAAGGUCCAUCAGGGAUGUCUAGACCAGGAAAUGAUCAGAGACCUCCUCCUCCUUCAGGAGUGCCUCCAGGUAUUAGACCUCCCAACAGCAACUAAAGAGACGACUAAAUCUUAAGUAAAGCUCAACAUGUAGGUAAUUUU
Moneuplotes crassus is the source of this 759-nucleotide messenger RNA. Lineage: Eukaryota; Ciliophora; Spirotrichea; Euplotida; Euplotidae. The record is from the annotation of a GenBank genome assembly.